CUUCCCCUCUCCACACCCCGGCCCCCAUUGCUGAUCUCGUCCCAAGCUCUAGCUCCAACACGCAGCUGUCCUGGGCUGUUCGAUCUCGCACCCGAGCAAUGGCGUCGUCGUCCUCCUCCGCUGCCCCAGCAGGCGGCGCUCACCAGGAUGACAUCGCCCCCCUCCCUCUCAUCCGAUGCCCUAGAUGCAAUCGAGGCGUCACUGUCUGGUUCAUAUCAGGCACUGCAAAGAACCCAGGCAGGCAUUUCUACAAGUGCGAGUACCAUGGGACACCUAUAUGCAACUUCUGGAGGUGGGAGGACAAGUACAUCGAAUACAUCAUCGCACAUUGGGGACACAUCUUCUCGCCGGCUCCUCCGCACGCCGGCUUCGACGAGCUAAAGGCCACACUAAUACAGAACCAGGGCGAUAUCAAGAACAUCAAGUGGAUGCUCAUGGGCUGGAUGGUUGUGGUCGUCGCCCUCCUGGCGGCCAAGUACUAGUGGUACCAGCAUACCCGUGUGUGGAUUAGCCACCCAUUACCGAGUUUAGUUAGCAACCCUUUAAUCUAAUUCCCAAUGUAAUCGGGAAGUAAACUCCCCUUAGUGGAUGCAAGUGUUCACCAUCUAGCAAGCUGUUAGGUACUAAUUAGCAUGACAGUGUUCAACUUACUGUA
Messenger RNA from Lolium perenne, 655 nucleotides. NCBI's taxonomy places the organism in Eukaryota, Viridiplantae, Streptophyta, Magnoliopsida, Poales, Poaceae. The record is from RefSeq and is a predicted model, not a curated record.